This is a messenger RNA of Ictalurus furcatus (blue catfish), 726 nucleotides long. Its product is annotated as interferon-induced protein with tetratricopeptide repeats 1-like. NCBI's taxonomy places the organism in Eukaryota, Metazoa, Chordata, Actinopteri, Siluriformes, Ictaluridae. The transcript has a single exon. Gene Ontology annotation, molecular function: protein binding. Gene Ontology annotation, cellular component: cytosol. The record is from RefSeq and is a predicted model, not a curated record. Gene Ontology annotation, biological process: defense response to virus. Bases 47 to 652 code for a protein of 201 amino acids.
GCUGCUUGUUGUUGCCUAUGGAGACCUUGCAUGGUUAUACUAUCAUAUGGGUAAUUUUGCAGAAUGUGAAAGCUACCUGAAUAAACUGAGUGAAAUUAAAGAGAAAUAUCCAUCUGUCCCAUACGCAGAGGUGCUCGGAGAAAAAGGAUGGACCUUCCUCAAGUUUUCUCGGAAAUAUUAUGAAAGGGCUGAAGAGUGCUUCAGGAAGGCCUUGGAGCUGGACCCAGAGGAGGGUGAAUGGAAUGCCGGCCUUGCCAUUGCUCUGUAUUGGGCAGAUGAUAUGUUCAAAGAUCCAGUGGUAAUUGAUCAACUUAGACAGGCCAUAGCCACUAAUCCAGAUGAUGAUGUUCUUAAAGUUCUGCUUGGUUUGAGAUUGGCUGCUAAUAAGAAGUAUAGCGAGGCAGAGAGCCUAGUGGAGCAAGCCUUAGAGAGGUCUCCAGAACACCCCCAUGUGAUGCGAUAUGUUGGGAAGUAUUUCUGGAAUGAAGGAUCUGUGGACAGGUUCACUGCCCUUCUAAAGAGAGCGUUAGAGAAAGUGUCCAACGCAGCCUUUAUACACCAUCAGCUGGGGCUCUGCUAUAAGAAAAAGAUCCUGAAUCUGAUGCAAGCAGGAAGCCACCACACAAAAGGUGCUGAAAUUAAGCGAGCUUGAGAGCAGUGUAUUUACCAUUUGGAGAUGGCAACUGAACUGAAGACCAGCUUCAUCACUGCUAUGUAUGAACUGGC